AGAUCAAUAUAGAGCACUCAACACGCAUUUCUUAUAACAUUCUGGCCCACGUCUCUUCCCUGCCUCCGCGUUCUCAGUAAUCCGGCAGCGGCGAAACAUUAAAAAUUAACAAAGGUCUGUCUCCUAGAUUGUCCCUGCUGUUUCAUCGCUCUGUGCCUGAGGUACUGGUUAAGACAGAGCGAGUUUUGCAUCUGGCAGGUUGCCUAUUGCUGACGUGUCAUGCCCAGCGGCGGUGCGCGCCGGCAGUCACGUGUUUAGUCCUUACAGAGUCAGAGCCGACGUGCAUGAGCGUGGCCAGGCUGCGCCUAUUCACACGCCAGCCGUCGACCACAGUGCACCACAGGAGUGAUGAGGUCUUGAGGCCGGGCGCCGCAGCAGCAGUUGGAGCGCCGCCCGCCCGCCAGCCGGCCAGGCAGCAUGCGCUGGACGCUGCCCGUCCCAGGUACGGCAGCCAACGACCCUGCCAAGUGGUGACCCGCGGAGCUUCUGGUAAAGACCGUUCGAUCCGAUCUGAACCGAACGGCUGCCUGGCAGCAGGACUGCGAGACCUGCGGAUAGAUCAGCCUCACAGACGCUGCAGGCGGUCACUGUAACGGCCCGCCUACAUUUCUUGCGUGCCGACGUGGGCGGUUACUGCUCGGCGUCUCGGCAAACACAGCGGACGCAGUGUGUGAGUGUGUGUCGGAUGGAACUGUGUGUCUGCUUGCAGGCGUGUGAUAUUACGUGACCUGCUGCGAUGAAGCCGCUGAUGGCAAUGUAGAUUGUGGACGUCACGCCGGAGCGCUAC
Molecule: messenger RNA, 787 nt
Organism: Schistocerca serialis cubense
Lineage: Eukaryota; Metazoa; Arthropoda; Insecta; Orthoptera; Acrididae
Exons: 3
Coding region: 285-593 (102 amino acids)
Source: RefSeq, a predicted model, not a curated record